Messenger RNA from Podarcis lilfordi (Lilford's wall lizard), 14999 nucleotides. Lineage: Eukaryota; Metazoa; Chordata; Lepidosauria; Squamata; Lacertidae. The record is from the annotation of a GenBank genome assembly.
AUGAACAAAGUCAACAGGGCUUCUAAAAGCAUCCUUCCCCAUGCUCGUAAAGGGCCAAAAUUUCCUCCCUGGCCCCUGAUCUGCUUGUUGGCCUUGCAGGUGAGUUGGGUUGCUUGGGAGUGGGCGGGUGUAGCACAACACCCAAGAGGAAACAUAUUCCGCAAAAAGGGUGUCACAAGGCUCUGUGUUGUGUUUGCUGCAAUGCAGACAAACAUUGCAACUCUGGAGAAUUGCAAAAAGUGAGGAGCAUCUUGUGAAAAAAAGAGCAGUGAUGAACCAGUGGUCAUCUCUGAUGCAAUAUAUGCAGGAAUGUGAUUCCAGGGUUUGGGCAGUUUUUCAUUAAAUCCUGACCUGCAGAUACUAGGUGAAGGUUGGAACUGCCGAUGAGGCAGAAAUUGGUGUUAGCGACUGUACUUUGAUGUGGGUCUCAUUAAAGAAAGUGGCAAUGUAUGAGUGGCAGCAAAGCCAGCAUCUGAAGCUUUGGGAGUGACUGAGACACACUAUUGGGCUUAAGUGUGUUGUGCCAUCUUCUAGGGAAGGGUGAAGGUGCUCACAAGGCCAUGGCUCAGACCAACUUGUUGUUCCUUCCUAGCAUCUCCUGGUCCAGGUAUCUUUUCUCUGCAUCUUUCACUUUUUCUUCAUCGCCACCCUCCCCGGCAAGAUGCUGAAUGGUACUCCAUGUUGGAAUGAACUUCUAGCAUGCAACCUUUUUGCCUGUGGCAUAGCCACAGCCUUUCAGUGUGGAUUGGGAACCAGGUAAGCUGGCUCUAGGCAACCCUUGACCUAUUGGAAUCCCACAGCCUUGCUGCCUUCUUGGUUGGGGAGUUGGGUGUGGCCUUCUAUUACUAGAAGUCUAAGCAGGGACUAGUAUUCUGGAAAAUGCCUAGUUCUACACAGCUUCUAGUUAGCAGCUCCUUCCCUUGGGCUUUGUCCAUUCCUUGUAGCAGGAUCUCCCCUUUGUCUUCCCUGCAGGUUGCCGCUGGUUCAGGCUCCAUCUUUUGAGUUCCUUAUCCCAGCCAUGAUACAGACCCAACAUGUGGCUCCCAUUCUCCAGUCAAAUGGAAAUAGUGAGUUAUAGGCAAAAGUACCCAGUCCUCUUCCAAAUACUCAGCCACCAGCACAGGACACUGCAAUCACAGGGCAAGGAUGGCAAGGUUUCCAAAUGCCAUCUCUUUUGAGGAGUUUUGGAUCCAGCAAGAAUGGUAACCAGCCAUCAGUGGCUGCUGUUUUGUUGCACAGUGAAUACUCACGUCUUAGUGCUGAAUCCUAUGUUCCAAAAAUAAGCACAACCAUCUCUUGUUCGAUUGGGCAGACUUAGGUGUGUAAUUUGCCUUUCUGGAUCAGAACAAUUGCUUUCAAGUCCAGCCUUCUGUCCAACAGUAGUCGAUCACAUGCUUCUUGAAAAGCUCACAAGCUAUUCUCUGUUGCUUUUUUGUCAUUAGCUUUUGACAAUUAAAGGUGUACUGCCUCAGAUCUUAUAGAUUUAAUUUCACUGUCAUGGCUAGCGGUCAUUGACAAGUCCAUGCUUCCACAGAUUUAGAAGCCUCUCCCCAUGUCAGUGUGGCCACCACCACAUCAUUUAGCCAUGAACCUUGUAUAUUACAUGAAGUACUUCCUUUUGUCUGUUGGUGACCAGUAUUGUGUGAAAGAAAUUUCUCUACACAUCCUCUCCAGUUCUUUUACAAUUCUUUGCCAUGUUCUCCCUCAGUUGUCUGUCUUUCUAAAUGGGAAAAACACCUUUCAGUCUCAUCCCCUUGUAUGUAGUCAAAGGGAUGCAAUUGUCAGUGUUUGACGCCAGUGACUGGUUUCAGCCCUUUAUCCUUGUUUUCCUCCACUACAUAUUCCUUGAGAAUCCUUGCUUAUCCCUCACAUCAGCAUUCCAUUCAGAAGCAAUGACUUCUGCAGAUCAGUUUUUAAAAAUAUGAAAUCUGCUUAAAACUAAUUUGAAUUCUGGGAUCUUCCUCUUCUCCUCAUUGUGUUCUUCAUUUCACUGUAUUCCCAACUCAUUUAUCUGUCCCUGCUUCCCUUUCAGGCACUGAGGCCCCUGACAUAUGUGCUGGGCCAGAUUGUGAAAACUCAAGAAACUGGGACCAGUUACUCCAUGAGGUUGGCAGCUUUGAUUGGUUAAACCCAAUACGGAGAGGCUGGCAUCAGUGGUGGUGGGGUUGGGGUUAGACACCAGGAAGACAGGGUCUCUUGGAUCCCUUUGGACAUAAGAUACCAGCUUGGUGGGUGUACCAAAGUCAUGGCAGCACAUGGCAUGUUCUGUUGCCACUAUGAAGGAUGGAAAGUAAUUCACCACCAUGCUGCUGGACUCUGCUUUCAAUUGCUUUAGGGUGUCUCCCAAUCCUACCAUAGCUGUCUCACCAGCUCUGCCUGUGCCUCUCACACCACCUUGUCUGCAUGAAAAAAAAUAUCCCCGAGGAAGCAUGUAAUGGAGGCCUAUAGUAACAGGGCUGGGAGACCUGUUUCAACCUGGGGGACACAUGCCCUUAUGGGUGGGGUGGUCACAUGCUAGUGGUCAGUGAAGUCAGAUGCAAAAGUGGAUAGAGGAACAAAUGCAAAUUUUACCUUUGUAAGGCAGCUGGUUUCUACACACUCUCACACAACCCUCUCUUGUCCAUCAAGGCAAGCAAGAGGCAUUAUGAGAAUUUGUUUAUUUUUACAUUUAACACCUGCCCGCACACUUUCCUCCAAGGAACUUAAGGGAAUGUACAUUUUUUCCCUCCCCCUUUUAUCCCCUGUGAGGUAAGUUAGACUGUAAAUGGCCCAAGGUCACCCAGUAAGCUUAAUGACUGAGUGGGAAUUCGAACCCUGGUGCUGGGCCUAGUCGAUCACUCUAACCACUUUUCAGCCCGACAAGAACACUCCAGGAAAGGGUAAAGCAGGGCCAAUGAGGGGUGUCACCUGAGGAGAGGGGUGGUAUGUGGUGUGGCAAGAGUCCCGAGCAUCAGAUAGAGAUGCUUGGAGGCCCACAACUGGCCCCCAGUCCUAAAAUUCCACAUCCCUGUUUUGUAACUUGACCCUGUUCUGCCUGUUUUUCCCCUUCCAGGUUUCAGGUGCAGUGCUGAUUUCCGCUCUGGUGCAGGUGGCAUUGGGGAUGUCAGGUGCCUGUGGGUGGAUUACCCAUCGCUGCGGACCCAUGGUUCUGGCCCCAAGCCUUUCUGUCAUUGGACUUUCAGCAUACAGACCUGCUGCUCUUCUCUGCUCUGAAAACUGGGGAGUCGCCCUGCUGUAAGUUCAGAUUGCUGACUGCUAGCUCUCUUCAAAAGACCAGCCAGCUCCAGUAACUGUGCUUCAUGCCCUCUCAAAAGGAGGUUGUGAAGGGAAUGAAUGAGGCAUAUUGGGCUGGAAUUGAAAUUCAGACAGUCACCAACUUUCUCACACUAAAACUGCCAGAUUCAAAUUCAAAUCUAAGCCAAAAGUCUUAAAUCCCACAAAACCUAAGGUUCAAACCAGAGACAUGUCAGCUGAAGGGGGUGGGGGAAAGGUGGCUUUCACUCCCCACCCCAUUCAGGAGCCAUUCCCCAAUGAUAAAAAGUAUAGGGUUUCAAAACUUGAGGUCCUCCUUAUGGGAUAAGGUCACAUCCAUUCCACAAAGCACCAUAAGAAUCCUGUGAAGUGCAUUUUACCCUGCACAGAUAUACUGCUCCCAACACCUUUAACAGACUACAGUUCCCAGGAGUCCCUGGGGGAAGCAAUGUGCUUUAAAUGUCUGGUGCAGAUGUGACUCGAGCUGUGUAGAAUGUUUGAGAUUCUGGAGUAAUUUGUUUAAUAUUUGUUUCUGCUCUAACAUUAGUGCUGGGAUGAGAAUCCCAGAAAACACUGUUCAUUCCCAGAAUUUUCCCAACAAUAUUUAUUUUAUUUAUUUAUUACAUUUAUAUACCACCUUUUUCUCCAAGCUACUCAAGGUGGUGUACAUGGUUAUUUUCUCCUCACAAAAACCCUGUGAGGUAAUAAUAAUAAAAAAAAUUAUUUAUAUCCCGCCCUCCCCAGCCGAAGCCGGGCUCAGGGCGGCUAACAACAAUAAAACAGUACAAAAGUACAGCACAAACAACACUCUAAAAUCAUUCAUUAUAAAAUUAAUUAAUUCAAGCCACUGGCAACCAUUGGGCCAGAGCUCCACGAAGAUUGCCGAGGGAGGGAGUCAGGCUGUGCCCUGGCCAAAGGCCUGGUGGAACAGCUCUGUCUUGCAGGCCCUGCGGAAAGAUGUCAAGUCCCGCAGGGCCCUGGUCUCUUGUGACAGAGUGUUCCACCAGAUUGGAGCCACGGCCGAAAAAGCCCUGGCUCUAGUUGAGGCCAGCCUAACUUCUCUGUGGCCUGGGACCUUCAAGAUGUUUUUAUUUGAAGACCGUAAGUUUCUCUGUGGGGCAUACCAGGAGAGGUGGUCCCGUAGGUACGAGGGUCCUGGGCCGUAUAGGGCUUUAAAGGUUAAAACCAGCACCUUAAACCUGAUCCUGUACUCCACCGGGAGCCAGUGCAGCUGGUAUAGCACCGGGUGAAUGUGAUCUUGCAGCGAAGACCCUGUAAGGAGUCUCGCUGCAGCAUUCUGCACCCGCUGGAGUUUCUGGGUCAGUCUCAAGGGCAGCCCCACGUAGAGCGAGUCUGGAGGUGACCGUCGCGUGGAUCACAGUGUCUAGGUCAGGGUGAGAGAGGUAAGGAGCCAACUGCUUAGCUUGGCGGAGAUGGAAAAAUGCCGCCUUUGUUGUAGCUGCAAUCUGCGCCUCCAUGGAAAGGGAGGUGUCGAAGAUUACACCCAAACUCUUAACGGACGGUGCUGGCAAGAGAUGGGAGUUGCCCCCCCAAUCCCAUAUCGUCCCGUCCCAACCACAGGACCUCUGUCUUCGAAGGAUUUAGCUUCAACCGGCUCCCACGUAACCAUCCAGCCACAGCUUCCAAACAUCUGGUCAGUGUGUCUGGGGCCGAGUCAGGAUGGCCAUCCAUCAACAGAUAGAGUUGGGUGUCAUCAGCAUACUGAUGGCAACCCAGCCCAAAACUCCGGACAAGCUGGGCAAGGGGGCGCAUAAAGAUGUUGAAAAGCAUUGGGGAGAGUAUCGCACCCUGAGGUACUCCACACACCAAGGAGUGGCGCGAUGACAAUUCCCCCCCAAGCGCCACCCUCUGUCCCCGACCAGAGAGAAACGAGCGCAGCCAUUGAAGGACUGUGCCCUGGAUCCCCACGUCGGCAAGGCGGUGGUCCAGAAGUUCGUGAUCGACCAUGUCGAAAGCUGCUGACAGAUCUAGAAGAAUCAGCAGCCCCGACCCACCUUGAUCCAGCUGUCUACGAAGAUCAUCUGUUAGGGCAACCAGAGCCGUCUCGGUCCCAUGACCAGCGCGGAAGCCGGACUGGAAUGGAUCCAGAGCCGAUGUUUCAUCCAGAAACCCACCAAGCUGUUCAGCAACCGCUCUUUCAAUCACCUUACCCAGGAACGGAAGAUUCGAAACCGGGCGGUAAUUGGAUAGAUCUAAAGGAUCUAAUGAUGUUUUCUUUAAGAGCGGGCGCACCACUGCCUCCUUCAGUUCCCCUGGGAAUGUCCCCAUGCCAAGGGACAAAUUGAUGAUAUCCCCCAGGAGGGCCCGCACCUCGUCUGGACACGCUCUAAUCAGCCAAGACGGGCACGGGUCGAGAGGACAGCUUUCCAGCUCGGAGGAGUCUGUCCACAUCGGCUGGGGAUAUCCGGUUGAAGUGGUCCAAUACUGGACCCGAGGACAGUCGAGGGGCCUCCAGUUCCUUUAUUGUAUCCAAAUUGGCAGGGAGGUCAUGGCGGAGCAACAAGACCUUCUCUGCAAAAAAAGCUCGCAAAUGCCUCACAGCUGUGUGUCAAAUUGUUAUUUAAAUUUGGCUGUCCCUCAAGGGACGUUAAAGACCUGAUUAUACUAAAUAAUUGCGCCGGGCGAGAGCUAGCGGAUGCAAUGGAGGCCGAGAAGUAAGACUUAGCAGCCUUCACCGCUAUCUCGUAGGUUUUCAUAAAAGCCCUAUAAGAUGUUCUUGAUGCUCCAUCAUGGGCACCCCGCCAUACUCGCUCUAGCCGUCUGAGGUCCCGCUUCAUUUUCCGGAGCUCCUCGGUAAACCAGGGAGCCCGGUUUCUGCAGGGUCGCAGAGGGCACUUAGGUGCGAUCUCAUCGAUGGCUGCCAGGAGCUGGAUAUUCCAGCCCUCAACAAGCUCAGUCAAUGAAUCGCCAGGGGGAGCAAGGUCCCGCAAGGCUUGGCGGAAUCUAUCAGGGUCCGUCAGCCUCUGCGGACGAGCCCAAAUCGGCUCGCCACCUAAGCAGGGUGGGGGUGGAAAGUCAAUCCUGGCUUUCAGAGCGUAGUGAUCAGACCAUGGCACCUUCAUCGAAGGAGACAUGAUCACAUCUAUACCUUCAUCGAAGGAGACAUGAUCACAUCUAUACCUACGCCAAAGAUCAAAUCCAGCGUGUGGCCUGCUUGAUGUGUGGGGCCCGAAACAAACUGGGAGAGCCCUAGUGUCGCCAUGGAAGACACCAGGUCCAGAGCCUGUGAGGAGGGAGUGGCAUCAGCAUGGAUGUUGAAGUCCCCCAAUACCAAUAGGUUAGGGAACUCCAAGGCCCAGCCGGCCACCGCCUCCAAUAGGCCUGACAGGGUGGCUGCUGGUGCGCUAGGUGGCCGGUACACCAGCCAGACAGCCAAGCUCUCCUCGGAGCCCCACACUAGGUCAACACAUUCAAUGCCGGGGAUCGAUGGCGAUGGUAGAGCCCUGAAAGGACAAUCUUCCCGGAUUAAUAAUGCCACCCCUCCCCCCCGGCCCACAGUCCGCGACUGGUGGAGGACAGAGAAACCCGGGGGCGCCAUCUCUCGUAAGGUAACUGUUGCCCCUUCGCGCACCCAGGUCUCCGUCACACAAGCCAGGUCGACCCCCUGCGAGAUAAAGAAAUCUCGCAGGGUGGCGGUUUUGUUGCCUAUAGACCUGGCAUUGCACAGCACCAGUGACGGAGGUGAGUAAUCCUUGCUCACCCUACCCUCGUCCCUCGGGAUGAGGUGCAGAUUGGAAGGGGUACGAGCAUAUCCAUAUCUCGAUCCCCUUCGCCUAUAACAUCUGCCCCCACCGCCAUACCUCCCUCGCCCCUCCACGGUAGCAAUCCCAAGCCUCAUAGUAGCCUCCAUUGAUGGCAAUUAAUGUUAUUCUUUCGCAGCCUAAAACAAUAAAACCUUAAAACAAUAAAGACAAAAGACAAAAACAACCCAGAAAACAAUAAAACAAUACAAAUAAAAACUGCAAAAAUUACAAAUUCAUCAAAAUCUAACAAAUUCCCAAGCCCACCCAAACAUCCAUCCCACCCCCAUAUAUAAAAAAUCUAAAGGGAAAGGGAGAUUUUAAAACAUGUUAAAAAGAACUCUGCACCCCUCUGGGUCCUCCUGGGCAGUAGGAGCAUCAGUGGCAACAACCGUCCUUGUGAGGCCCCACCCUGGGCCAGAUAGUAGGUGGCAGGAGCAGUCCUUGUGAGGCCUGUCAGGCCCCGCCCUGGGCCAGGUGGUAAGUGGCAGGAAGGAGCAGGGCCCUCAGGCACUCACACAGGGGAGUCCUCCUGGGCAGCAGAGCAGUCCUUUUGAGGCUUCAGGCCCCGCUCCAGGCCAGAUGGUAAAUGGCAAGAGCAGGGCCCUCAGGCACUCACACAGGGGAGUCCUCCUGGGCAGCAGAGGUAGGUUAGGCUAAAAGAUGGUGGCUGGUCCAAGGUCACCCAGUGAACUUCAUGGGUGAAUAGGGAUUCUAACCCUGGGCUCCCCGGUCAUAGUCCCUGUUAGCUAGGGAUGAUGGGAGUUGUAGUCCCAAAACAGCUGGAGGGCCGAGUUUGGGGAUGCCUGCAUUAGGGAAUGGAAAUAGAACAUUGGGUAGUAUUGGGGAAAGGAGUAGCUACUCAACUGAGAAACCUCUUGGAGCCGAGCUGUUCUCAUGGCAGCUCUUGGGAUUUACAUAUUCUCUGUGUUAGGACCAAGCAACCUAUAUUCCUAGGGCAGUGCUUUGCUGAAUAUCACUCAUGAUCUCUUUUUAGGCUUGUGUUGCUGUGCGUUUUGCUAUCCCAGCACCUGGCUUCCUGCCGACUGCCCAUUUGCCAGUGGAGCCAAGCAAGAAGGCUCACUAUAAAAUCGGGCAGCCCAGCUCUGCACUUUUUUUCGGUAUGAAUUAAUGAACUAAUGGUACAGCCAAACUUGGCUCCCUUCUCCACUUUCCUCUUCCCCUUCCCCUGUUAUCUCCCACUCCCCAAAUCUCCAAUAUUUCCAAAGCCCUGAGCUGAGAAAUAUGGCACAGCUUAAUCCUGUGUCCUUUGGCAUUAUGCAGAUGGAUCCAGGCACAGCAAGAGGGGCAGGUAGGCAAAUUCUCACUUUCAGUCUUGCAUUCCUAUAGAUUCUGCUGCCCUUCUCUGGGAUCUGGCUUGUCUGUGGGAUACUGAGACCUGUUCCAACCUCUUGGGAUGUGUUGCAUCCUUCCACACCCCACUUAACCCUCACCAAUAGCACCCUGCAGUCCCCAUGGCUCAAGCUGCCUUACCCAGGUAAUAAAUGGCUUAACCAUACUUUGCCCUUUCAUUGGCUUAAUGACUGGACUUCACUUCUCGUCUUUUCUAUCUCUUUGUCCCGUAGGUGCACAGGGCUGGCCAGUACUUAGUACCCGUGCCAUUGGCAUUGGUGCUGCUAUGGGUGUUACCGCAAGCGUGAAUUCUGUGGGCUGCUAUCUGCUGUGCAGCAAGUCCUUAUGGGAUCCACCCCCACCACAGCAUUUGUGCAACAGAGGGCUCUGUACUGAGGGCCUUGGCACCCUCCUGGCAGCUGUGCUGGGCAGUGUAUCUGGAACUGCAUCCAGCAUGCCCAAUGCUUGUGCCGGCAGACUGACCCAGGUAAGAGCAUGGGUCGAGAUCAUGGAUUCCUUUAUGCAGGUUCAGAGUAGGCACUGAGAUGUCCCAUGGAUCACUCUCCUCCAACAAUUGGUACAUGAGCUCCUGUUUCAGAGAUUGCCUUAAGUCUUGCCUUUCCCCAUUAACAUCUGAAGCUGUCUGAUGCUGAGUCAGAGGCAAUUGGUCCUUCUACCCCAGUAUUGUUUUCUCUGGCUGGUAGUGGCAGCAGUCCUUCUAAAGGUCUUGUUGUUCAAGCCUUGUUGUUAACUUAUAAAACCCUGAACAACGUUAUACACGUGCAAUAUUAAUUAUCUGGAGAAAUUCCAUUUGUACCACACACUACGGCACAGAUUUCCAAACUGUGUGUCGCAACACAUUAGUAUUGGCUGCUGUGUGUACGUGUGUUGUGCGAACUCUCCCUGCGCUCCUCCCGGGGCUGGAAAGGGAGUGGGCUGCCCACUGGUUUCCUAGAAAAACUGAAUUACUGUGUCACAAAAUGAUGCAUGUCUAAAAAGUGUGUCACCAACAUGAAAAGUUUGGAAAGCUCUGCCCUACAGAAUGCGUGGUGAAGUAAGACAGGGAGACCUACAGUAAGUGGAACCAGAACCAAUGAUGGGAAGUGACAACUACCAUAUUUUCCCGUGUAUAAGACUAUAUUUUCCCCCAAAUUUUUUAAGUUUAAAAUUGGGGGGGGGGGUCAUCUUAUAGACAGAAUGUUUAAAAUACUUAUUUCUUAAUUCUGGGGUCAAAAAAUAGGGGUCGUCUUAUACAUGGGGGCGUCUUAUAGACAGAAAAAUACGGUAAUUAUUGUUUUGUCUCCAUCUUGCUCCCUGUUGAGUUCUGCAAGAGGCACAGACUAGGGAGGGGGAGGGGGCAGAUGGUGCCACCCCCUAGGCUGGUUGUAAGAAAGGAGGCGGAUGAGGGUUGGCUAAGGGCAGAUUGAGUUUGGUAGGGCAGUGCCCCAAGUGUCCUAAUGGACCAGCCUCCACUGCACAUACAGAAGCCAACUGGAUGGACGAUUGACUCUUACUUCAACCCUGGGGAUAGGAUAGCAUCUUAGAGGACCCAGGACAGGCUGUGAGAUAAUAGGAGGGGGAAAUGUUACCAUGUGAAUGUCUUCCCACAGAGACUGCAGUAUGAAGAAUAGUCUUUUCUCAUCUAUAGGUUUUCCUCCUGUUUUCUUCCAUCCACUACAGUCCCCCACCCUGCCCACUAAUCAUCCUGUAGAAUGCAGAAUGCUCUGUGGGGUUCCAUGCCUGGAGAGACCUGAGGUCAUGGGUUUUCAAGGUUCCAGUCUCAUGCCCUGUUUCCUACAUUCAGGCUCCCUCAUGCCGUGCAGUGUGGAUCAGUGCGUUGGCAUGUGUACUGUUGGGACUGUCUCCUCGGCUCAUGGGAAUUCUUACCACCAUCCCUCUGGCAAUUCAUGGUAAUAAACGCUUCCUUUCCUUUCCUUAUAUCUCCGUGCCACCUAGCCAGCCCACCCCCUCCCUGUUUGGGGCAUCUCUCACUGUUGCCUACUUUAUAAUGUAUGUUGGAACAACCAUUAUCUUCCACUACUAUGUAAGGCAUUGGCUACCCUAGACGUAAAUGAGGGUCCUAUGCUCUUUCCAUGGUGACGUAAUUUUAAAUGAGUUUAAGUUCUCAGUCAAGGUUAUCCUUGUAAAUGAUAUUUUAUAAUCCUAAAGGGUGCCAUUGCCAGCCAACAAAUUCUAUAACCUAGAGCCAGCCUUGAAAGACCUACAUUGGCUCCCAGUACGUUUCCGAGCACAAUUCAAAGUGUUGGUGCUGACCUUUAAAGCCCUAAACGGCCUCGGUCCAGUAUACCUGAAGGAGUGUCUCCACCCCCAUCGUUCUACCCGGACACUGAGGUCCAGCACCGAGCGCCUUCUGGAGGUUCCCUCACUGUGAGAAGCCAAGUUACAGGGAACCAGGCAGAGGCCCUUCUCGGUAGUGGCGCCCUCCCUGUGGAACGCCCUCCCACCAGACUUUUAGAAGACAUCUGAAGGCAGACCUGUUUAGGGAAGCUUUUAAUGUUUGAUGUAUCACAGUAUUUUAAUAUUCUUUUGGAAGCCGCCCAGAGUGGCUGGGGAAACCCAGCCAGAUGGGCGGGGUAUAAAUAAUAAAUUAUUAUUAUAUUAUUAUAGUGUGGGUGCACUUCCUGGCUAGGUUACCAGUUAUGCAUUGCCAAAAAGGACAGCAAUUUUCAUAAGAUGAUGAUGAUGUUGUUGUUGUUGAUGAUGAUGUGUGUGUGUGUACAAAUUUAGAAAUAAUAGCUAUAAUUUCAAUUAAAAAACCCUGCAUCUUACCAGAGUGGGGGAGAUACCAGGUGAUGCUGUUUAUGGGCAAAUUCAAGGCUCCUGCUCUAUUCUUAUGGUUACUCAUAUUUAAGUCCCUCUCCAUUCUUUGCCCUUUCCCUUUUCCAAAGUCAGUUCAGCUACUUUGUUAUGCUUCUUUCUCCCUUGUUAUCCUCAGGAGGAGUGCUGUGUGUGACAUACAGCAUGGCUGUGGGCACCGGUGUCUCUUACUUCCAGUACACAGACAUUGACUCGGGCAGGAACAUCUUCAUUGUGGGCUUCACUAUGUUCAUGGGUCUGCUGGUUCCGAAGUGGCUCUUCGCGGCACCAGGGUCCCUGGCUACAGCUACAGGUGCCAAGAGGGGAGCAGGGGCUGGCAUGAUCAGAGCUGUGGUGAGAAGAAAAGCUUGAGACUGCCUUCUGCAGGAAAUUCAGAACCAUAACAGGACCCUCAAGUUGUGUCCCUGUCUUGCAAAAAGCAGCUAGAUCGGGGGGGGGGGGGCAUUUUAAAAGUUUUCACAAACAUUUAAAUUUCCAAAGCUAUCUGGACAUUUUUGCACUUUGUGGAGUGUGCCCUUUUGGUUCUUUGCAUAUCCUAUUUAUUGAUUAUCUAAAACUGAUUAAUGAAAUGAUAAUAAUAAUAAUAAUAAUAAUCUUAUUAGUUGUACAUCAAUGUUACACUGCACAUUAUUUCAUUUUAAGCCAAAUAUUUUUAUUUGCAUGAUAUGUAGGAAGUACUUAGAAUCAUAAAGAGGAAGGACUAUGUCAGACUCUCCAAGUGUCCCUAUUUUCCUCCUCACAUGUUGAGCUUCUCUAGUAGACUGGGGGUGAACAAUAUGCUCGAUUACUCAUUUCCUCGCAAGGUGAGCUAAGCCUGGCAGGACAUCUUACUCUAUUUAAUCUCUUCGUGCAUUAAUUAGACUUAAGCAUGAUGGUUAUCCCACACUUUCAGCAUUUGGGUGGAAGCCUUUUUUGCCACAGAAAAUUAUUUCUGACCCAUUCUAGUUACAAUGAAUAACUAUCUGAGGUUCUGUUGGAUCGACUUAGAGAUGUUGAAUGCAAGGUACCACAUUAUGGCAUUUCUAAGAUAACUGUGAUGUUCUCUCUGCAGGUUGUGUCCCUGUAGACCUCUUCCUCCUUUCUCUGUUGAUGGUUCCUGCCUUUAUAACUGGAUUCCUAUCCUUUUUCUUAGAGAACACAGUUUCCGGUAAGGAGGAAGUCACCAGUUACUUUGUUUUGAUAGUUUUACUGUUAUCCCUCUCUCAGUGCUCAACUCCAGAUAAGAGUCUGCAGUGGGUCUUUUAAUUAGUUGUAUGGUAUUAUUAUAGAAUAAUCACUGCAGAUAAGAAUUGGUAGUGUCCAUGUUUGCUGUCAUGCUGACCUUAGAUACCACUUAGACCUGGGAAACCUUAAGGGAUGGCAGCUGUUAUGGUGGGAAUUCUUUAAACAUGGCCUGAUUUGUAGUAGCAGUUGUUACUACGGUGACUGUAAGCAUUUUGGCACAGGAACAUACCAACCUAAAACAUUUCAGUCUUAAAGUUGUUUUCUUACAACAUCCUAGUGAUAUAUGGGGGCAUUACAUUGCUUCAUUCCCUCACCAGAUAAAGUAUGCUUAUCUAAAGUGGGGAACAAGGCCUUCUUGAUUGUGAUGCCCCCAACUAUGGAACUCUCACCCACUAGAGUUUAGAUUAUUUAUUUAUUUUCUUUUAUGUUUUUAUUCCUUUCAUUUUCAUUAAAUUUACAAAUGGGGAAAAAAUAACAGCCAUGAAUAAGAAUGGUUAGACUGGGAAAUAUGCCGCAUUUGUUCCAUUAGACCUUUGAUAUAUUUUAAUUCCUUCCGCUCAUGUUUUGGUAUUAUUGCCUUGUUUUACUGCUGUCUGGUUUGAUAGUUUAAAACAAUCUACUUUAAAUAAAUUACAUAAUUUUGCAAACUGUGUUGGGGAGACCCUUUUGGGGACUGAGAGGUGGUAUGUACAUAAUGAAUAAAGAAUUAUGGUGGUUAUACCAGUUGGAUAGAGAUAAUAAAUGGCUGCAAUCCAUAUUCCACAGUGCAUAGUUCUUCUAAGUUGCCCUUUCAUUGUUAUUAUCAAGGCACCCUCCAAGAGCGUGGGCUGCUCAACUACUCAUCAGCAAGGAAACCAGAGGCCAGAGAGAAUUCCCUGCAGCAAUGCAGAAACGGCUCUGCACAAAGAAAUCAGCUGCCUCUAGUCCUACAAAAGUAUCCAACACCUUCAUGGCGUAAGGGCUUUCCUUUCUGUUUCCUCUGUCCCUUGGGGGACAACAAAGUGGAGAUUGUGAACACUUACCCCCUGGAAGAAUUGCGGCAUUCAGAAGAGCAAACCACAGAUCUGCUGCUGAAACCAGAAACAGUGGUGCUGGAGUCAGAACUGGAGCUGGAGACAGUGCCAAGAGCCUAACAUUCCACAAAGGAAUUUGGAGAAUCAUAAAUAUGGCAGACCAACAGCUAAUGAGAUGACCUCUCUAUGCUGAUCUCUAAACAGAAACAUUAUUCAAGGACAGGUACUUGAAAAUCCAUCAGAGGAGUCUGGUUUCAGACAAAUAUGGAAACAAAUCUGGAGACCAUGCAUGCUUCUACAAGUCUAAAAUGGUUUCUGCAGCAUCACCUUUGGGAUUUCUCUUCUAUAUCUUCGUGACAACUUGCAUUAAGACUUCCCAUUUAAUGUCACUGCGUGUGGGAAUGAAACUAUCCCAUAGCAGCAUGCAAGAACUAGGCCUGCAUUACUGUAGCAUGCCCCAGGGAAGCUAGAGUAGAGGAUAGACAUAUUUUCUGUACUUCUGCCCUUUUGUUUUUAAAUGUAUCACCAACUCAAUUCCAAGUGAAUAACUUGCCUAACACACUUUAUAACCCAGGGCUACAGUUUCCUGUUGGGUACUGUAUAUUUCUUAGUUUAAUAAAGUGGGACUCUCCUCCUUUCAUAGGAGGGAGGGCGGGAGCUGUCAUGAAUCCCUCAAGGAGGCUACCAUUCUUUAGCUGACCAUGACCCGCUUUCUGUGACAAGGAGAUAAGACCUUUGGUGUCUCCCUCUUCCAGAAGCAUAGAGAUGCACUGCCAGGGGUGGCAUGAUCUGUUUUGCCACUUAAGGUGAAACAGGAAGUACAGCCCCACCCUGCCACCUGUCCUGUCACCUCUGCCACCGUUGCAGAAGCAGCUCUGCAACAUCAUGCGCAGUUUCAAAAAUCGUUGAGAUAUUGCUAGAAAUUGGCACCAGUGCUGGUGCUGCUUCUCCGCUGACGGCAUGAGCUUAGCCAGGAUUUUUGUUGAGGGAGGCAGGACUUUUUAAGGGGGGCAGAACUAACAUAAUUGGUCAGUUAUUGUCUUACUUGAUUGGGCGGGCAGCUGCCCCCUGCCCUCCCUCGGCUAUGCCAAUGGCUGGGGGUGGAGACAGUGGGGCAAGCGGGGCACUGCCUUGGGAGCUUCUGCUGCCUAAGAUGGCAGCCUCAGCACUCCUCCUCCCCCUCAAUGGCUGGGUCGGCCCUCUGCUAUACAUAAGCAACCUGAGGAAGUAUGCAUGUAAAGAUUCUCACUAGUCACACCUUUAGAAAAUAUUACGUGCACCCCAGUUCUCUGGGCAGUGAGGGCCACCGUGUAUAAUUGGGUUUUGUUUCCCUUGAAUGAGGUAACUGGCAGCUCAUUGGCAUUUUGUGACAUGUGGUUUAAUUACCAAACCCAGGUUUGGUAAAGAUGAAGCUGAACUCUAACAGCUGCCCCACAUUAAUUGAGUAGUUGGAUUUCUGAGGAAAUUGUCAGCAUAAUGAAAUCCUUAGAGAGGGAUCCUACCCCACUUUGCACUUUUUUCAGUCUCAAUUGGAUAUGAAUAAAAAAAAUUGCACUCC